Cyprinus carpio (common carp) is the source of this 3184-nucleotide messenger RNA. Its product is annotated as FERM domain-containing protein 3-like. The record is from RefSeq and is a predicted model, not a curated record. The coding region runs from base 601 to 2427 and encodes 608 amino acids. NCBI's taxonomy places the organism in Eukaryota, Metazoa, Chordata, Actinopteri, Cypriniformes, Cyprinidae. Gene Ontology annotation, molecular function: cytoskeletal protein binding. The transcript has 15 exons. Gene Ontology annotation, cellular component: cytoskeleton.
AAUGUCCAGGAUUAACUGAUUUUUUAUUUAUUAUUAUUAUUUUUGAAUCGAAAUUUCCAUGACAUUUUCAGAUCUAUUUAUUUUGGAAUUUGUUAUUUUAGGUCUAAAAAUCACACUAUACAAUUUAAGGUUUUCUAUACUCGCGGUAAUCAUUAAUUUUUAUUAGUUAUUUAACAUGCAGCAACAUGCAUAACUAAAAAUUCCUAUAUUUUACAGCAAAACUAAACAUACUACACAUUUUAUUGCCACAGUGCAACAAACAAACAACCAAAUAAAUACUUAAAAAGUUCGAUCCCUUUUAAAAUUAUUAUGGUUUUGCAGUAGCACAAAUAGUAGGCUUAGUAGUAACUAUUAAAUUUAAGGCGGAUACCGUUGUUAUGGCAACACACGGUGUGUGGUCCAGGUGAAGCUGCUGCUGAUGCGACUGAACUGAUGGAGGGAGGCAGGGGCGCGCGCGCGCGUUCGGGAGGAAGGGAGUGGGAGAGAAGCAAAAAGGGGGAUCGUUCUCCCCGGUCAUAUAACGCUUCCUCCUCUCCACUGGCGGCAUAAGCGACGCGUAACCGACACCCCGUGCUCCUCUCCCAAACCAAAGGCGCGUUUAUGCUUUGCUAUGCGGAACCAAGAGCCAUGAAAAUGCUUCGAUUCCGGAGCCCGAGCGUCUCCUCCCUCGCGCAGGAGGUCCAGUGCACGGUUCGGCUACUCGACGACUCCGAGAUCGCGUGCAGCAUCCAGAGAGACACUAAAGGACAGUUUCUCUUGGAUCACGUGUGUAAUCACUACAGCCUGCUGGAGAAAGAUUACUUUGGCAUCAGAUAUGUGGACCCAGAGAAACAGAGGCAUUGGUUGGACCCGAGCAAACCAGUCGUGAAACAGAUGAAAUGUCAGCAGCCAUACACUAUGUGCUUCAGGGUGAAGUUCUACCCUCAGGAGCCAAUCAAGAUCAAGGAAGAGCUGACAAGGUAUCUUCUGUACCUGCAGUUGAAGAGAGAUGUGUACCACGGUAGGCUGUUAUGUCCAUUUACUGAUGCUGCGUAUCUAGGAGCCUGUAUAGUACAGGCUGAGCUUGGGGACUACGAUCCUGAGGAACAUCCUGCAGACUACAUCAGCGACUUCAAGCUCUUCCCAAAACAGUCCCUUAAACUAGAUAGCAAGAUCAUGGAGAUCCACCAGAAUGAGCUGAGGGGUCAGUGUCCUGCUCUCGCUGAGUUAAGUCUUCUUCAGAGGGCUCACACACUGGACACAUAUGGAGUCGACCCACAUCCCUGCAAGGAUUUCACAGGAUCCACAGCCUUCCUGGGAUUCACUGCAAGAGGGUUUGUGGUUUUCCAGGGAAAUAAGCGGAUCCACCUUUUAAAAUGGGCAGAUGUCAGCAAGUUUAAGUUUGAAGGGAAAACGUUUUAUGUGAUUGGAGUGCAAAGAGAGAAAAAACUGGUUCUGACAUUCCACACAUCCACACCAGCAUCCUGCAAGCACCUGUGGAAAUGUGCCGUGGAAAACCAGGCUUUUUACAAAUGUGCAAAAUCCAGUCAGAUCAAGACUGUGUCCAGCAGUAGUAUAAUUUUCAAGGGAAGCAGAUUUCGCUACAGUGGUCGGGUGGCUAAAGAAGUCAUUGAAGCCAGUUCAAAGAUUCAGAGAGAUCCUCCUGUUGUACACAGGUCUCAGUUUGGUCAAAGCAGAAGCUUUAUUUCACUCAGUCAUAAACAGCUGAUAAUGAACAUGGAGCCUCUCCUUCCAGCAUUGAGCUCCAGCAGGGAAAACAGAGACUCCUCCGCAAACAACGGACUGUCGGCUUUGAAAGACUCGGUUCAUCUGUCUCCACUGAAACCAUCGGUCACUUCUGAGGAGGUGGAGGUGAGGGAAAACCACGUUCAGGAAAGACGUGAAGACGAGGCCGUCAACAGGAUGAAAGCGGAUGAGGAAAGGAGAGAGAUACACGUAGACCAUGAAGAUGAAGCGUGCGCUGCUCUCACCAUAUCUGACGCAGAGUACAGCCCGUGUGCCAGCGUGGUGCCCACGCCGGUGGAGGAGAGCCAGGGCGGCCUAAACCUGCUGUUCCAGAGUCCCGCGCGGCUGCUGAAGGAGCUGCACGCCGACCCAGAGAUGCAGCUGGAGCUCCAGGCCGAGAGGGAGCGGGAACUCGCCAGAGAGGCGUUUCGUCAGUCGCUGUGCAGCCCGUUGAGUGGACGGCAGCAGAUGCAGGCCUGCCUGCUCAGUGCCGCCCGUCUAGUGGUGAUGGCCACGGGUCUCCUCGUGAUUCUGCUUCCCCUCCUCCUCGUGCUGCUGGAGUCGGACCUGGACAUCUCGUUCUUACAUGACAUCCGGCAGACGCCCGAGUUUGAGCAGUUCCACUACGAGUACUACUGCCCCCUGCGCCGCUGGUUCCUCUGCAAACUGGAACUCAUGACGGAGCAGCUCUGGGGCGACUGAGGCUCACAGGGAACGGGGGGUGGGAAUAUAAUGGACAGGACAGGUUUGCUUUCCUACAUCACAUGAUUUAUUCAUUCACACACCGAUACGUUCUCGUAGCAGUACUGGAGGCAGUUUUCUAGCGGUAGCACUGUAGUUGUCUAGUGUUUUAGCCAUAGCGUUAGACAGCAGACAGCAGCAUGGGCCUUUAAAUGGUUAAGCCAGCUUCAUUAAAGGUGUACGACAAGCACAGCACUGAUAUAAAUGCAUUGGCGCAUUAUACAUUUCAACACUGAUGAUGGAUAUGUAUGCCUUUUCAAUAUUUUCAUUCAUUUCAACUGCCUGUUGUCAUAAACAUGAGUGUCAGUCAGGGUCCAAAAUGAACUUUUUGCCCUACAUUUCAAUGGUGAGUUUUCUGGAUGAAUAAUUUAAUUUUAAAUUAUUUUGCAGGUUUUUCUUUGUUUUGGUCUUCCUUCGACUAUUUAUAAACCCCCUUUCUGUCUAUAUAUGAAAGUUUGAGGUCAGGGGCUAUUUUUUUUUUUUUUUUUUUUUAAGAAAUUAAUACUUUUAUUCAGCAAGGAUGCAUUAAAGUGAUCAAAAGUAACAAGAUGAAUAAUAUUACAGAAGAUUUCAUAUAAACACUGUUGUCUUGAACUUUCAAGUAUCCUAAAAAAAUAUCAGGGUACUAAAAAUAAAUAUAAGAUUCUAAAAAAAGAUCAGGGUUCUAAAAACAUCAGGGUUCUAAAAAAAAAUCAGGGUUCUAAAAAAUAAGAGGGGG